AGCCGUAGAUACACACUAGACUUAAGCAAGUUUAUUAGGAUUAGGCAGGCCGCUGCUUUGCUGUCGCAGGCACAUCAUCAGGAAGGAACAAACAUGCCGCUUAUACUUAGUAGUAACUGAUAGUGCAUACAGUGUAGAAAACACACGCAUAAUCAACGCCUGAUGAGUGAUGACAAGUAGAAAAAGAGAGCACGGAGCAGGCCUGCCGCCUGCGCGCGCGGGGACGGACGAGGACGAGGACGAGCACGACCUCCACCUCCCGCAACCCUCCGAAAGCUAAAGCGGAAGCCGACCACUAUAACCACCACCCCAAUUAUAUUCAUCCAUCCACAAGAACAAAAGAGAGGUCCGAACCGAACCAAACCAAGCUAGAAGAAGAAGAAGAAGAAGAAGAGAAGAGAAUACAAGAGACGCAGCAGCAUAUACUCGUCCACUGAAACCAGACCAGACCAACCCUGCAAAGCCCACAGCAGAGAGGGAAACAGCAGAGAGUUGCAACAAAAAGUUCGUUCAGCUCCUAGCCUCCUACCUUCUGUGCGUUGCUCUGCGAGGAGGAGGAGGAGGAGGAGGAGGAGGAAGGAGAGGUUGAUUUGAUCGAGCAGCAUGGCGCCGCGGCCACAGCCGUGGGGCCACCAGGUGCUCACGCUUCUUCUGCUCGUCGUCGCCGCGGCGACGGCGGCGGCGGUCGUGGUGAGAGCCGACGACGAGAAGUGCAGCAACCCGUGCGGGAACCCGUGCGGCGAGCCGUGCGUGUACGCGAGCCCUCCACCACCCGCGCUUCCCCCGCCGGUGUACUACCCGCCGCCGGCGCCCGUGUACUCGCCCCCGCCGCCGGAGUACUACCCGCCGCCGACCCCGACGACCCCGACCCCGACCCCGACCACGCCCUACUGCCCGCCGCCGCCGUCGGGCGGCGGCGGCGGGUACGAGCCGUCGCCAGGGUACACGCCGGCGACGCCAUACACGCCCGGCGGGUACAACCCGACGACGCCGUCCUGCGGGGGCGGCGGGUGCUUCUCGCCGCCCUACACGCCGGGGAUGCUCUACCCGCAGGACCCCGGGUUCCGGCCCAACGCCGCGCCCGCCCGCGCCGAGGCGUGGCGCGCCGUGCUCCUCGUCUCCGCGGCAGCGACGGCGGCGGCCUGCGCCUGCUUCGGCUUGUGAUCGAUCGAUCGAUCGGACGCCGCCCAUGGUGAUCAUCGUCGUCCACCGCGCGCAGACUGCAUGGCGGUUUUAGUUCCGCGCGCUCCGUGUUAAUAAUAAGAUUAGAGGAAGGAUUAAGUUGGGUAAGAUUAUUUUUUUUUCCUCGUCACUUCAUCAUGUCGUUUGUUGUUGUUGGUAAAUUCAUCGUUCUUGUCAUGUACUUAAAUCGUUGGUUCAUCUGUUUUCGUCAUAGGAACACAAGUUCAUCAUCCAUCAUAUCGGACUAUAUGUGAAACAUAUAUAUACUGAUCUCUGAUCAAACUGAAAUAACAUGUGUAUGUUUUAUGCCCCA
Sorghum bicolor (sorghum) is the source of this 1495-nucleotide messenger RNA. RefSeq names its product proline-rich extensin-like protein EPR1. Bases 604 to 1164 code for a protein of 186 amino acids. NCBI's taxonomy places the organism in Eukaryota, Viridiplantae, Streptophyta, Magnoliopsida, Poales, Poaceae. The transcript has a single exon. The record is from RefSeq and is a predicted model, not a curated record.